This is a messenger RNA of Acanthoscelides obtectus, 1105 nucleotides long. The record is from the annotation of a GenBank genome assembly. NCBI's taxonomy places the organism in Eukaryota, Metazoa, Arthropoda, Insecta, Coleoptera, Chrysomelidae.
AUACACACAGCGGUACGACGCGUUUCGUUUCAUCCGGCGGUUUUAAAACAGCUUCGGUUUGUAGUUGAUCUGAGGGAUCGAGUCGGUUUGAUUCAAGUGGCGCGUUGAGUCUUUCAACGUCAUUAAAUUACUCUGUUCACACACGUACGUGCCUCGACUCGUUUUGUAUAGAAAUGGAAGCACACAAAAUUGAUAUUGAAAAGCUAAUUAGCGAAGUAGAGAACCGACCGCCACUUUGGGAUAUGAGGAAAAAGGAAUACAGCGAUAGGGUUAUGAGAAGAAAAUGUUGGGAGGAACUAGUAAAUUUGUUUGCAAAAGAAAACAGCACAAUUGACGAAAAGAAUCAGUUAGGUAAUGAAUUGCAUAAAAAGUGGAAACAUAUCCGAGACAACUUUUCAAAAGAUAUUCAUCAAAGGAAAGGAAAGUCAGGGGCUGGAGCUUAUCGGAAAGCUCCUUACGUUUAUACACAGAGGUUACAAUUUCAAUUUCUCACAGAUAUGAUACUGCCCAGACAAACCACCAGUUCAUUGGAUAAUGAAUAUUCAUCCGAAUUAGGUACAAAUAACCCUGAAACGCCCACUUUAAUCUAUAAAGAAAAGUAUAAUUCUAAAAUUGGGAAAAAAGGACACACCCGGUCGAAGAAAAAAUAUUACAUUCACUUGAAAAUUACGAAAAAAGAGCAAACAAGAUGAUGAUUGAAGAUGACAAUUACAUCUUUGCACUUUCCUUAGUACUUUCACUUAUUGCACUGCCAAGACAUUUAAAUACAAAAUGCAGGAUUGAAAUAAUGCAGACUAUUUCGAAAUAUGCAACCAGGAUCGAAGCAAAUCAGACAUCAGUUACACCACCACCACCACAUCAGCAAACGUAUUCCAUAACCCAUUAUCCCAGUCAGUCAGGACUUGUACAACAUCCACAAUAGCAGUAUGGAGUAUCUCAGAAUGCCGCCAAACAACAGAUAAACUCCACACUACCUCCAGCUCCUUCACCAGCUGAAUCAGUUAGAAGCUAUUAUUCCCACUUUUCGGACGACGAUUCCUAGUUUAGUAUAUUUAAUAUGAAUUGAAUAAAUAUGUUAUACUCUUAUGAUGUAUGAAAGAUUGUG